UUUGUCAGAUUUGGAAACUGUUAGUAUGGUUGGAACUUUGCAUAUAAAAUUAGGAAAGUCGCCAAAUUGUUUAGUUUUUUUUCUUUUAUACUUUUCCGAAUUAGCCUUAAUUAUUUAUGAGAUGAAAACAGUGCUUUCAAUUCCAUUGACUUGGCCAUCCCUUAAAGGCACUGGAAGCUUCACUAUAUGAAAAUGUUUUCUUUUUCUUUUAGAUUGUGUACAAUGGGAGUGAGUGAUGUAAUCUUCUAAUGCGUGUGGUGAAAAGAAGGCGAAACCGUUAUUGUUUUUCUGCCCAAAUUUGAAGCUAUUUAAUAAAUCUUAAUAAAGUUAAAAAAACUGUUUUGAUUUGUUUGUUUUUGUUUUAAUUGUUUCCCGUGAGUUUUCGAAAUUCGUUCCAGCAGAUUCUGUGGCUUCUACUGUCGGUAUUUUUACGUGAAAAAAAUACUGUUUUGUUGUAAGGUCAUUUACGAAAUCGUUAACGUUAGGACCAACUUCUGCGGGUUGUACAACUCGAUGUAUUACAUAUCUUUCGGAAUACUGCUAAAAGUGUAAUUUUGUAUUGCGCUCUUUACUUUUAUCAUUCUGUGGGAAAAGGCGGUACAAAAUUUAACACGCGUUAUUCGUUUUUGUUAGUUUCGCGUAAUCUAAUUUUCUCGCACAUUUUGAAAAGAAUAUCCCACGCACAUCAAAUACUCGCGCAGUCUAAGAAACAAGAAGCGCUAGGGACAAAGUAUUGGAUAGUUUAAUUUUGCUUGCAACUUGUGAAAUGCUUCGCAACCUUUUUUUUAAUUUCUAGUUUUUCUCUCGUCGUUCCCCAGACAAAAAAAAGAGACAAGGAGCCCUGGGAUCGAGGUUAUCCGAAUUUAUUACUUGGAUCCUGAAAUCCAGUGUGGUUUUAGUUCAUGCUUUUUAAACACAACAUGUGAGCAAGGGUGCUUUCGUUUUGAUGUCGUUUUUUUAAAUUCAGGAAAUUAACUUUUAAUGUAUGAAAUGUAAGAAUCAUUCUGUUAGAACAUAUUAUGCAAGAAAUUAGUGUUACUAAGGUUGAAACAGCUGGCUGUAUACUUUGUUGUCCUAAAACAUCAGAUGACAAUGUGGAUCUUUAUCUUGAGUUUUUGGCAGCGUUAAACACAAAAUACGAACACAAAAAAGAUGAUGGAACAAUUUUUACACCGGAAGUGGGACAGGUUUGUGCUUGUUACACCGCUGUUGGAGAUUCAGAAAACAAAUUGUGGUACAGAGGAAAGGUUAUCUGCUUGUUUAACAGCCCUGGGUUUAUUGCAAAGGUUUUGUUAGUUGAUGUUGGAAAGUGUGUAUGUAUCACAAGGGCAAGAAUGAGGCAGUUAAGUGAAGAAUUUGUUUCCUUCCCACACCAAGUGAUGAAAUGCACUCUCAAUAAUAUUGUCCCAAUCACGUUAGGUUCAAAUGCCGACCUGUCAACAUCUUUUCAAAAAUCACAUCAUUGGGACAGUGCUGCAAACAGGUACAUGGAAGAUCUAGUCAAAGAUGCACAAAUGUACAUGGAAACAACAGUUGUUGAUAAUGAAGGAACUCAUCUUAUAGUUUUAUACAAGAAAAGAGACAAUGAAGAUUUGAUAAACGUAAACAAACUUCUUGUAAAAGAAAAUUUUGCUACAUGGAAACACGUAGGUAAUGACGUGUUGUGCCAGCAGAAUAUAAACACAUAUUCUCCAGCUGACAAAAGAGAAUUAAUUACUAAUCGCUUUGAUGUUGCUGGCAACAAUGUUAGCUGUGCUACACCUACACCAAAUACGAAAAAUAUUACUUCUUCCAAUAACUUAAAUGUUAAUAACACUACUCCAUCUCUUAGCCACACAGCUUUGGUAGUUGCACAGUAUCAAAGAGACAGGCAAGCCCAAAAGAAGGAACAACAAAAACGUAUAAAAGAACAUGCUAAUAAAGAUUGUGAAGAGUUGUUGCGUUUAUUAAAUGAUGAUCACACUCUUUAUGACAGGUCAGCAGUAAACAGUGGAGAUAGCACAUCAGAGCUAUCUGACAUGGAAAGUACUCCAGUUCCAAAGAUGACUUCAUAUAAGAAUGUUCAAUCUGCACGAAAUCCCAUGGAAAUGCUAAAUGAAAAACUUGGAAAAGAAGCCACAGAUAUUUUAGCAAGAGGCUUAGGAAUGACAGAAGAAGAGUACCCAACUAAAACUUCUAAACGUGUUUCUUUUUCAUCACAUAGUGAAGUACUGGGUCCAAAUUUCUCUUCAGCAUCUAAUGCUGAUGCAGAAACUCCUCUGAAGCCAUUUGAUUUUAUAGAUUCAAAUAUAACUUUUAGAAGGGAAGGGAAUGGUGCCAACAUAGUGGACACAUCCUAUCUUCUAAAGGCUCUGUCAGUAGGUGCACCGCCAUUGAAGUUAUCAGCACAGUUGAAAACAUCAACAAGUGAUGUUUUAGUGAGUGGAAAGUUAAAACGUGAACCUUUCAGAGAUUUAGGCGAUUUAAACUUGCCCCUGCCUAUCAGAACAAGUUUGAAGGAGUUAAAUUUUCAGGCAGCCGACCCAUUUCAAUUACAUAUAUGGCCUGCUCUUAUGGCUUCAAGAAACGUUGUUGGCAUAGCUGAUAUUUGUAAAAACAACACACCAAGAAUAUUAAGUUACAUGUUACCACUUUUAAAAAGCAUCAUUAGCCCAGGUGUCAAACAAAACCUUACAGAAAAAGGCAAUGGGCCCCUCAUCGUUAUCUGUGUUGGAGGUUGGAGUGAAGCUCAACAGGUUUAUGAUAUUUGCGAGUUGCUCACUUUGUACUUCCAAAAAAGUAUCAGAGUUGACAUUAGAUAUGGUGGCAUGGAUAAUGUCGAAGAAAGAAAUAUAAGAUUAAUCAAUGGCUGUGAAAUACUAAUAUCUACUGUUCCGUCACUAAAUAAAAUGGUAGAAGCAGGAUACACAAACUUGAAUCGGCUCUCUCACAUCGUAUUUGACAACUGUGAUUUGCUUGUUGAAAAGUUUACCGAUGAUAUCAAAGUACUAAUGCGGCAAUACGCAGAGAAUAUUAAGAAACAAAAUCGAGAAAAAUGUCAAAUAAUUUCGAUUGGUAUGAAAUGGUCUUAUGGAAUACAUUCUUUAACAAGCAGUUAUAUUAUGGAUCCUUUGGUGAUCAUUGCAAACAAAAUUGAAGCUACUCUAUAUGCAAAAGUUCCUUUCGUGGUGGAAUUGUGUACUUCCUGCGAUCGACUUGACAGUUUAAUUGGAUUUCUGGAAACAGAUGCAGUCAAUGAAAACACUAUAGUUUUCACAAAUUCAGCAAAAUCUGCAGAGGAUCUUCAAAAGCAACUGUUUCAGUACAGUUUAUGUUGUGAUGUAUUGACAGAAUUCCAUCCGCCGAUAGAAAUGAAGGAUAUUAUAUCAAUGUGGCAUGCUGCUUCUCAAAAGAGAAAAAAUAAUAUUCUGAUAAUUAGUGAUAAUGCUGUUUUGAGUGCUGGUAUCAAAAAUGCAACUUGUGUUGUCCAUUAUGAUUUUGCACAGAAGAAAAGUGACUUUGGAAACCGAUUAAAUUGUCUGCUUGAUUCAAUUCGUGAAAAUGAAAACAAGGAUACGAAAAAAGAAUUAACUUCACAUGUCUUCGUUACGGAGCAAGACAAUGGAAUGAGAUAUUCCACAUGUCUUGUAAAACUACUUAAAAGGUCUGGUCAACAUGUUCCUGCAGUUCUAAAAACAAUGGCAACAGCAUCAAGAGAACUAAAAGAAGAACAGAAGAUGUUUUAUGAACUUUGUCCUCGCUUGAAACUGUUUGGGGAAUGCAGUUUCAUUGAGGAUUGCCAAGAAAGACAUAGAAUUUUCAUUGAUAAAGACUUGCUUGGGUUGUGCCCUUCUACAGGAUUUAUUAAGGUUAUAAUUCUUGAUGUUAUUUCUGCGUCUAAUUUCUGGGGAAGGAUUAUUGAACAUCGUUUGCCAUAUGAUCCAAAUCACACAGCGUACGAUACCACGCUCUAUGUGAAACUUUCCAUGGAUUUGCAGUUCUUUUACUCCAACCCUGUAUUACGUAAGAAAUGUUGCAAAGCAGAAAAGUAUGAUGUGUGUGUUAUCAACACGAUAGAAUGCGGAUACCAAAGAGUGCGAAUAGAAGAUAUUGUUGAAAAAGAUCUUGAGCGUCCAAAAAAAUUAAAGGUUUUUGGAAUUGAUGCUGGAUUUACGAAAGUUGUCAGUUUUGAUGAAUUAAUGAUUUGUGAAGAAAAGUUUAUAAAUAUCUCUCCACAGGCAGUGGAAAUAAUUGCUUGUUGUGUAAAACCUACUGAGAAGGGAAUAAGUUGGACGCAUGAGGCGUCUUUAUACAUUGAGAAAUCUGUUCUUAACCGAACACUGGAAGGACGAGUUCAGUUCAGUCUUCAAAAUACGAUAUGGGUUGAUCCCCUGGUAGAGAAGGAAGAACUGGCUGGCAUCAAAACAAAAGCCUACAGAAUUGAUGUUGGACGUGAUUUAUUGCAGCAUGGAUUUGCAGAGAAAAAUCUUAGCCAUGUUGACAAACUGCGAAAACUACUGUAUGAUGUACAAGGUCAUCCCAUUCCACUGUCAACUGCCAAACAAAGUCUGCCAUUACCAAUGGUUGAACAUGACUCAGCAUAUUUACAAGAUGACGACUAUGAAGAAGUUUAUGUGUCGUCUGUAUCUAAUCCAGGAUUAUUUUUUGUUCAAAGAAUGGAACAGUGUAAAGUUGUUGAAAAACUUGAUGACAAGAUUGAUGCUACAAUGGCAGUGACAAAAAUUAACAGUGACAUUGCUGAUGAUACAUUUCCUAUUGGUUAUGUCUGUGUUGCACAGUAUUCUGUUGAUAAAAGGUGGUACAGAGCGAAAGUUCUGGGAGUCAGUGGUGAUCAAUUGAAAUAUGAUAUAUUUUUUGUUGAUCAUGGUGAUCGUCAAUGGAUCAGCAAAAGUAAAGUUUACCCAGCAUCGAGUGACAUAUUAACACUACCUUUUCAAGCUAUACAGUGCUCAUUCAACAACAUCACACCAAUAAGCGGAGAAUGGAAUAAAGAAGAUGGAGAUGCAUUAUGGGAUUUAGUCGAAGAUAAAUUGUUGUAUGUAAAGGUUUUAAAGACCACCGCAUCAUCAUAUGUUUGUGACACUGUGAGUUAUGAAAUUGAGCUUUGUGAUACAACGGGGGAACAAAAUAAAAACAUAUCACAUGAACUGGUUUACAUGGGUGUUGCACAUGGAUCCUUACAAUGUUUACAGGAAAUAUUUCCACAUGCAUCUGUAAAUAAAGACACAAGAGUAUAUGGGAAUGAAAUCGACAAAUCUCCAGAUCUUUGCGUAGAGAUACAUUUAGUGCAGGAUUUACAGACAAAGAUUGAAAAAGCUCGUGAACUACAGUCUAUUUUGUUUGAUUCGCCUCAAGAUUGCGAUUUGUUAAUCGAGAACGGAGCUGUGCAAUCUCUUUGUAGUCUUUUAGCGCUGUGUAAACAAUGUGAGGUGCAAGAAGUGUUAUUACAAUGUCUACAACACGUUUACACGAAACACAUCAGAUGUCGGGAAGUGGUUUCAGAUCAGGACAUGUUAAAAGUAUUGUGUGAUAUGUUGGAAAAGGCAUUUUCAGAUCAUUUGAAAGAAAGUAUAGUUUCGACUUUGAUGAUUUGUGCCAGUGAUCCAUGGUAUCAUCACGUGCUACAUAAUUUGGGAUUAAUGAAAACGUUAUGCCCAUUUCUACAUUCUGAAUGUGAUGUUGAGCUACUGAAAACUAGUCUGGAAGCCAUAGCAAUGUUUUGUUAUGAUAACGAAUCGAACCGUGCUUCAUUUCGUCAAGAAGACGGUCUAAAAUCGUUGUGUGGUAUCUUUCAACAUUCCAAAAAUGAAGUGAUACUGGAGUAUUGCGCAAAAGCCUUUCACAGCCUUCUUCUUAGUUUAAGGAACCAAGAGCACAUGCGCGAUAUUGGAGGACUUUCAAUUUUAUCAACACUUUCAAAUAAACAGUUGAAUGAGAAGGCGUUGAAAAGCACGUUGGAAAGUUUACUUUUGUGUAUUAACAACAAUGAAACUAAUAAAGAAUAUCUCUUCAAAAUAAAAGCACACGAACAUUUACAAAGAUGCGCCAUCUUUGAUGUUUUGUAUGUUAGAUGCGCCAUCUUGCCACUUCGUUACAGUAUGACUGUGAGAAAACUUUUUAAUGACGUCAUCACUAAGAUAAAGAGUGAAGAAAACGCAAAAGCUCCUGCCGACAGACUCCAACAAUUAAAACAAAUGGAAGAGAGAGAGAUGAUGCACAAACUUGAAAACGAAUGUGUGGACGAUGAUACCAUAACUACGACGCUGGCACCUAACACUGCUUGGUCACAGCGAAGAAACACCGUGACAAUAUCGAUUCAACUUCGUGGUGUGAGGUCGGAAAAAACCGACAUAUUAGAAAACUCAGUGAAAUUUAGGACUGUUCUCAAUCGGGUAAAAUAUACGUUGGAUAUUGAACUAUAUGAUAAAGUUUGUGUAAAAGAAAGCCGUGUUUUGUUGAAAGGAGGGGAAGUGUUGCUUAUCUUACGUAAAGAAAAGCUUGGUGACAUAUGGCCUCGUUUGAUGAAAACCACAGAAAAGUCACCUUACAUUCGAAUUGAUUUUGAUCGUUGGGUCGAUGAAUAUCCUGAGCAUGAUUUAAAUACCACAGAAGAGGAAGGAACAUUUUUACCUGGUUUACCGAAGCCUCCGCCGUGUCGAUCAUAUAAAUUAAGUGAAGCUCGUUUGGCAACGCUUGAUAGUAGCAGCAACGGUGGAGAGAGUUCUGAUGAAAAUGAGGACGAGGAGGAUGAAGAUGUUUUGGCAGGAUAUACAGAAGGAACAAGAGAUGACUAUUUCAAAUUGUGAAUGAUUGCUCCUGAAGUGGUUGACUUGACGUCUUCCUGUUAACAAGCAGAGAAGUGUAUAUUAAGAUGUGUUGGGAAUUCGAAAGGACUAAAAUAUGUCAAAGAAUUUAGUAAACUUUACGAAACAAACAGCUUUGUUUUGUUGAUAUAGUUUUGAAGACGUGUUUUUACUACAAUGCGCUGGUUUAUACGAAAUAAAAACUUAUAUUUCUCACAAAAA
Hydractinia symbiolongicarpus is the source of this 7025-nucleotide messenger RNA. RefSeq names its product putative ATP-dependent RNA helicase TDRD12. The coding region runs from base 1020 to 6806 and encodes 1928 amino acids. Lineage: Eukaryota; Metazoa; Cnidaria; Hydrozoa; Anthoathecata; Hydractiniidae. The transcript has 43 exons. The record is from RefSeq and is a predicted model, not a curated record. Gene Ontology annotation, biological process: germ-line stem cell division; transposable element silencing.